Messenger RNA from Helicoverpa zea (corn earworm), 1375 nucleotides. RefSeq names its product galactokinase-like. The transcript has 9 exons. Gene Ontology annotation, cellular component: cytoplasm; cytosol. The record is from RefSeq and is a predicted model, not a curated record. Bases 131 to 1309 code for a protein of 392 amino acids. NCBI's taxonomy places the organism in Eukaryota, Metazoa, Arthropoda, Insecta, Lepidoptera, Noctuidae. Gene Ontology annotation, biological process: carbohydrate phosphorylation; galactose metabolic process. Gene Ontology annotation, molecular function: ATP binding; galactokinase activity.
AAUUGUGUCGUAUUGAGUACUCAGCUUAAGAAUUUAUUAACGUUUAUAUUAAACAUUGCUAUCGGCCAUAGUAGCUUGUGUUGUGUGAGUGACGGCGCUCGUGUAGUGAAAAUAUCUAAACAAAAAAAAGAUGUCCAAUGAAGCGAUAGCAAAAGGUGAGGCGGUGCUCCUAAAACAAGCGUGCGACAAAUUUGUCGCAGCGUUUGGUCGCAAGCCGACAGUCGCGGCGUGUGCACCGGGCCGAGUCAACCUCAUUGGAGAACACAUUGAUUACUGCGAAGGAUUUGUGUUGCCUGUGGCUUUACCGUUCGUGACCCUAAUAGCAGGAGCUACAAACAACACAGGAGAAUGUCGGUUGGUCUCCGUGCUAGGAUCAGACGAGGAGGUGAAGACAGAAUUCCCAGCACCCACAGCAUCGAAGCCAUUGAGACCCGGCCCGCCGGCGUGGGCUAACUAUGUUAAAGGGGUGGUCGCUAAUUUUCCUGGUGGAGUGAGCGGUUUCGACGCAGUCAUCGUGACAGACGUACCAAUGGGAUCUGGUUUAUCCAGCAGUGCUGCGAUUGAAGUAGCUACCUUCACACUGCUGGAAGGUCUGACCGGUAGGACUGUGAGCCUAGUGGAGAAAGCCAAGCUAUGUCAGAAAGCAGAGCACGAGUUCCCCGGCAUGCCGUGCGGCAUCAUGGACCAGUACAUCGUCACCAUGGGCAAGAAGGACCAUGCUUUACUCAUAGAUUGCAGGUCAUUAGAAUCCCAACAGAUCCCAAUGGAGCUGGGAGACCUAGCAGUUCUGGUGACGAACUCCAACGUGAAGCAUCAGCUGACUGGCAGCGAGUACCCGACGAGACGGGCGCAGUGCCAGGAGGCGGCCGACCGACUGGGAUUAUCGUCGCUUAGAGGAGCCAGGAUUGAGGAUUUGGAGAAGCUAAAACAACAGAACUGCGAUAAGGAAGUGCUGAUGAGAGCGAAACACGUCAUAGAAGAGAUCAGCAGGACAGAAGAAGUGGCCAGGGUUAUGAAGCAGAAGGAUUUCAAACGGGUCGGUGAAUUAUUCUACCAAUCCCACGACUCGCUCAGCAAGCUGAUGGAAGUCUCCUGUCCCGAGCUGGACCAGCUCGUGGACAUCAUUCGAGACUCUCCAGGAGUGUACGGUGCCAGGAUGACUGGUGGCGGCUUCGGGGGAUGUGUUGUUACUCUGGUACAGAAGAGUGAAAUAGAAAACUUAAAGAAAAAAAUAUUAGCUCAAUAUAAUGGAACUCCCACAUUCUUCGUGAGCCAGCCUAGUGAUGGGGCCAGAUUGUUGAAAUUAUAAAUAGUGCUGUUUUUACGUACAUUUGUUAUUUUUUAAACUCGUUGUAAAUAAAAUGAUUUGAUUAUA